Symphalangus syndactylus (siamang) is the source of this 3186-nucleotide messenger RNA. It is a transcript of the gene CTSB, whose product is annotated as cathepsin B. Gene Ontology annotation, molecular function: cysteine-type endopeptidase activity. The record is from RefSeq and is a predicted model, not a curated record. NCBI's taxonomy places the organism in Eukaryota, Metazoa, Chordata, Mammalia, Primates, Hylobatidae. Gene Ontology annotation, biological process: proteolysis; regulation of catalytic activity.
CCGGGAGGGUACUUAGGGCCGGGGCUGGGCCAGGGUACGGUGGCUGCAGGGCUCCGGCAACCGCUCCAGCAACGCCACUGGCUCCGCGGCUCGCAGGCUGGGUUGCAGGCUCUCGGCUGCAGCGUUCGGUGGGUCUAGGAUCCAGCUUCCAACAUGUGGCAGUUCUGGGCCUCCCUCUGCUGCCUGCUGGCCUUGGCCGAUGCCCGGAGCAGGCCGUCUUUCCAUCCACUGUCGGAUGAGCUGGUCAACUAUGUCAACAAACGGAACACGACGUGGCAGGCCGGGCAGAACUUCUACAACGUGGACGUGAGCUACUUGAAGAGGCUGUGUGGUACCUUCCUGGGUGGGCCCAAGCCGCCCCAGAGAGUUAUGUUUACCGAGGACCUGAAGCUGCCUGAAAGCUUCGAUGCACGGGAACAAUGGCCACAGUGUCCCACCAUCAAAGAGAUCAGAGACCAGGGCUCCUGUGGCUCCUGCUGGGCCUUCGGGGCUGUGGAAGCCAUCUCUGACCGGAUCUGCAUCCACACCAAUGCGCACGUCAGCGUGGAGGUGUCGGCGGAGGACCUGCUCACCUGCUGUGGCAGCAUGUGUGGGGAUGGCUGUAAUGGCGGCUAUCCUGCUGAAGCCUGGAACUUCUGGACAAGAAAAGGCCUGGUUUCUGGUGGCCUCUAUGACUCCCAUGUAGGGUGCAGACCAUACUCCAUCCCUCCCUGUGAGCACCACGUCAACGGCUCCCGGCCCCCAUGCACAGGGGAGGGAGACACCCCCAAGUGUAGCAAGAUCUGCGAGCCUGGCUAUAGCCCGACCUACAAACAGGACAAGCACUACGGAUACAAUUCCUACAGCGUCUCCAAUAGCGAGAAGGAUAUCAUGGCCGAGAUCUACAAAAACGGCCCCGUAGAGGGAGCUUUCUCUGUGUAUUCGGACUUCCUGCUGUACAAGUCAGGAGUGUACCAACACAUCACCGGAGAGAUGAUGGGCGGCCAUGCCAUCCGCAUCCUGGGCUGGGGAGUGGAGAACGGCACACCCUACUGGCUGGUUGCCAACUCCUGGAACACUGACUGGGGUGACAACGGCUUCUUUAAAAUACUCAGAGGACAGGAUCACUGUGGAAUCGAAUCAGAAGUAGUGGCUGGAAUUCCACGCACCGAUCAGUAUUGGGAAAAGAUCUAAUCUGCCGUGGGCCUGUCCUGCCAGUCCUGGGGGAGUUUUCCCUGAAUACAGUCAGGGAUCGGGGCGAGAUGGGGGUAGAAAUGCAUUUUAUUCUUUGAGUUCACGUAAGAUACAAGUUUUAGACGGGGUCUGAAAGACUGGAUUGGCCAAACAUCAGCCAUCAGACCUGUCUUCCAAGGAGACAUAUCCCAAGUCCUGGCUACAUCCCAGCCUGUGGUUACAGUGCAGACAGGCCAUGUGAGCCACCGCUGCCAGCACACAGCGUCCUCCCGCUGUAGACUAGUGCUAUAGGGAGUGCCUGCUGCCCCAGCUGACUGUGGCCCCCUCCCCGAUCCAUCCAUCUCCAGGGAGCAAGACAGACCCAGGAAUGGAAAGCGAGUUCCUAACAGGAUGAAAGUUCCCCCAUCAGUUCCCCAGUACCUCUAAGCAAGUAGCUUUCCACAUUUGCUACAAGAUCACAGGAGAGAUGGUGUUGGGAGCCCUUUGAAGAACGCCACAGUCUCCCAGGCCCCCUCCAUCUAUUGAGUUUGCAAUGUCACAACCUCUCAUCUUGUGCUCAGCAUGAUUCUUUAAUAGAAGUUUUAUUUUUCGUGCACUCUGCUAAUCAUGUGGGUGAGUGAGUCGAACAGCUGGGAGACCUGUGCUAGUUUUACAGAUUGCCUCCUAAUGAUGCGGCUCAAAACUAAACCAAGUGGUCAGGACUUGUUUCAUACCCACUGAUCUCUACUACCACAAGGAAACUAGUUUAGGAGAAACCAGCUUUUACUGUGUUUUAAAAAUUACAACUUCACCCUGUCAAGUUAACAAGGAAUGCCUCUGCCAAUAAAAGGUUUCUCCUUCAACUUGAAGUUGGCUCUGAUGGGAUCUCAGAGAUCAUUUGUCACUGUCUAUAGAUUUGUAGCUGCUCUCUAUCCUUGUCCCUGCAGAGAAUCACGUCCUGGAACUGCAUGUUCUUGCGACUCUUGGGACCUCAUCUUAACUUCUCGCUGCCCCAGCCAUGUUUUCAACCAUGGCAUCCCUCCCUCUUAGUUCCCUGUCAUCCUCAUCAACCUUCUCUGUAAGUCCUUGGUAAGCUUGCCCUUGCUUAAGAACUAACAACAUAGCUAUGCUCUAUUUUUUUGUUGUUGUUGAGAUGGAAUCUCACUCUGUCGCCGAGGCUGCAGUGCAGUGGCACCAUCUCGGCUCACUGCAACCUGGGGCCUCCUAGAUUCAAGCGAUUCUCCUGCUUCAGCCUCCCGAGUAGCUGGGAUUACAGGCACUCACCACCAUGCUUGGCUAAUUUUUGUAUUUUUAAGUAGAUACGGGAUUUCACCAUGUUGGCCAGGCUGGUUUCCAACUCCUGGCCUCAGGUGGUCUGCCUGUCUCAAGCCUCCCACAGUGCUGGGAUUACAGGCGUGAGCCACCGGGCCCGGCCUGUGUUUUUUAUCAGCCACAAAUCCAGCAACAACCUGAGGAUUCAGCUCAUAAAAUACACCUGGUGUCUUGGUGAUCUCACAUAACCAAGAUGCUAUCCCGUGGAGAACUGCAUCCCCCUAGAUGCCCUCCAGUCUUGGUUUGGGCUGGAGUCAGAGCCUGUAUACGGUAUUUCGAAUUUGUAUGCCACUGGUUUGCUUUGCUGGUCAGGAACUCUAGUGCUUUGCAUAGCCCUGGUUUUUGAAUCAUGUUACAGCAGUUCUUGGUGUAGAGGUAACUAGAAGAACCAGCAAUGAUUCCACUGUUCUGCCAAGGGUACACCUCAGUACUCCCCUUCCCAACUGAGGUGGUAUGGGGCUAGCUCUUUCCGAAAGCACUGAAGUUUGGCUUCUGAUGUGACUCAGAAGUUAGGAACCAGAAGCUACAUCAAAUAAGCUCUGAAAAUCUGAGGAGCAUUGUAGGAAAGGUUUGUUAUGCUCAUCAUGGCACUUAAGAGAUGCUUAACAAAGGAUACCAAAGCCACAAAUUCAUAACCACUUAAUCUUCCAGUUUCAACUAGAAUAUAUUCAUAACCUCAAUAAAGUUCUACCUGCUCCCAAA